ACGUACAUACUGAUAGAAACAACAUUAAACAAGCACUUGAUAAGUACAAGAAAGAUUGGGUAUCUAUUUACUAAAUCUGACAUGAGAAUACGCCGCGGUUUUAUACCUGUGGUAGAUAGAAAUCACCUUUCGGUUUUGUUAAUUAGCAAGAGCGUUACCUUGAAGCCUAGUAUUUACCUAUGGGCAUCUAUGUUAUAUUUUCACAUUUUUCUUUGAUCAUGUAUGUGGAAUAAAACAGGAAGUAUUGCGGAAGUAAACGGUGUUGAGUUGUAUUAUUAGACUCCUAGGGGGAAGGAAGUUUUUUUUCGCGCUAUACACGUGCUGUGCACGGGGCUUAAGACUCCCGGGCACUAGGAUUGCGGUCUAUUCAAACGGAAUGUAGCGGACUUGAACGUGGCAUAACUAAGUAUGCGGUACAUGACUGGAGAGGAGCUAAGGAAGACGCUAGGUUGGUGGCUGGUGCUCUCUGUUUUCGCUGCAGGUGUCGGUCUCACUUACAUGCGUACCUUAGAUUCCUCUCCAUUCGGAUAUAUUACCGUGAAAACCAACGCCACGUAUGAUUACGUCAUUGUGGGAGGAGGGACCUCGGGCAGCGUAUUAGCUAGCAGACUCUCCGAUGACCCCCGACUUACAGUGCUCCUCCUUGAGGCUGGUGGAGAAGAAUCGAUAGAUAUGUGGAACCAUGUACCGCUAUGGAACCCUAUACAGCACGGGUCUCAAGCUGAUUGGGGGUAUCUAACCACGCCUCAGAAACACGCAUGCAAAGCGGCAAAAGGCCAGAAAUGCGCGUUACCGCAAGCUAAAAUUCUCGGCGGAUCCAGCUUGAACAACAAUAUGCUAUAUUCCCGAGGAAGCCCGCAUGACUUUACCACGUGGCCCAGCGACACGAGUAAGACGUGGUCGUGGAAAAAUAUUCUGCCGUAUUUCCUCAAGUCGGAAGAUAUGUUUGACGAAGAUAUGAAACUUUCGGAUUAUCAUUCCACAAAUGGACCCUUGCCAGUAUCAGGUCCUGCGUCGGAGGUAUCGGACCUACACCAAAUGUUUCUUAGCAGUGCACGGGAACUUAAACACAAAACCAUUGACUGUAAUGGACGGGAAAGUGUUGGAUUUUGUCGACUUUCUACUACGGUUAAGGAUGGCGAACGAUUCAGCACUUCGAAAGAUUUUUUGCGACCAACUAUGCACAGGAAAAAUCUACAUGUCACAACCCAUGCCAUUGCUAUAAAGGUUUUGAUUUCGAAGAACAAAGCUGUAGGCGUGGAGUAUGUUAGGAAUGGACAGAAACGUACAGUAGGUGCUAAUAAGGAAGUCAUACUUGCCGGUGGUGCUAUCGGCUCGGCUCAGCUACUUAUGCUGUCAGGUGUCGGGCCCAAAGAUCAAUUGACCAAACUUAAGAUUCCAGUUAUCGCUGACUUACCAGUGGGAUCAAACUUGCAGGAACACGUGGUAUACAAGAUGGAUAUACAAACCAAUGAAUCUGUGGGAGUCACUAGGGAAAUGGUGUUUAAUGCAGUCUCCUACCUGCAAUAUUUAGCUUUAGGGAAAGGUUGGUUAGCAACCAGUGCAGGCAUAUUUGGCAACGCACAGCUCAAGAUGGAUUCGGCAUCAAAACUGAAAGUCGCCGAUGUUCAACUUUCUUUCUCUGCGAUCUCAAAAAAUCUAGCAGAGGAGAAGAAAGAAGAACCGAAAACUAAAACACAUUCCUCCACACCACAGAGUAACGCUACUACAGUCGCCAAUGGUUUUACGAUAACUGUCGAACUGCUACAUCCCGACAGCAGGGGAAGGGUGAGGUUAGACUCUAACAAUCCCUUCGUACCUCCUCUCAUCGACCCCAGUUAUUUAUCCAACCAAAAAGACAUCCAGACCCUCAUUAAAGCGAUAAAAGUUGCGCAAUCAUUUUUAUCUACAUCGUCUUUUCGAGCAAUCAAAGCACGACUAUUUGACAAACCAUAUUCCCCGUGUAUCCAGCACAAAAUCAAGAGUGAUGCAUACUGGGAGUGCGUUCUACGUCAUCAAGCUGUGGGCAAUGGCCAGCUGACGUCAACAUGCUCAAUGGGGUCAGCAGGCAGCGAACGAGCAAUUGUUGAUACUUCCUUAAGGGUGCGGAACAUUACCAGUCUAAGAGUUGUUGACGCCAGUGUGAUGCCUUCAAGCGUAUCUGGAGAUAUUACAGCCACAAAGAUUAUGAUAGCCGAGAAAGCCGCGGAUCUGAUACGGGGACACGAAAGUGUGAGAUUUUAUAGAAGACUGUCAGAACGCGUUUUGGCAUCCACUUAGUUUAGUUUCAAUAUUCAGUAAGAUGGAAAUUGUGUUAGCCUUUCUCCGCAUGCUUUUAAAGUUACAGAGUAUAACAUAUCCUAAAUGCGGCGAAGAGGAUAAAAUCAAAGCAGUAAAAAGUGUGAAAUGUGAGUUCAGAUAUGGAGAGAUGCCGAGCACGCACGGGAUAACUGAAUGCUAUGGAUCGAUGAAAUAGAGACAUUCUUAGAAUCGACAAAGGCGUUGCCAUUCUAUACCAUGUGUUAAUGUGUCAUGACGUUGAACGAGUUGGAAAAAAGUCCUAAAGUGAGAGCUUGCUUUAUGUACGAAUGUCUGACCCAUCUGUUUACCUGCUUACUUAUGAAAACAACAUGCAAACGGUCAACAGGAGAUACAGAAGUAGUUAAGUUGAAAAAAAGUCCGAAAUAAAGAACUCCUAUUUUUUAGCGUUAUUGUACAUAAAUCUGAGACGACAUUAAUUCACUUAUAGAAUGUAUUUCACAUACACGUGCUGAUAUAGUUGUGAACUAUUACUAUGCACCGCUUAAUGAACUGCCGCUGAUUAAAGCAAGUUAUUGCGAUAUAUAAGUCCAUGACAGAGUGGAAAUGUAAAAGGUAUGCCGACCCGGCCUAAAAUCAUGUAUAUAUUUAACUGUAUGUUCAAGAUAUGCAGGUUAUCGAUAGAUGUACAAUUUGUUUGUGCUCAAAGGUCGUUUAAUGUUACAUUAGUACCAUGUAUGGUGUAUCGUAGUCUAAACAAUGACACAGUGAAACUGACAAUAAUAGGGAAUAACGCAUUUAAUAGGAAUAAUUUUGAUUUCUGCCAUACUUCUGUUAUAUAAGAAUUGAUGACGUGGCCAUACUUUAUACUUGUUCUGUCCUCGACUGUUAUGAUUAUAAUCAAGAUUUCCUUUCCCAUAGACACAUUUCAGAACCAUAGGGCAAAGUCGGUGAAUUCUGGAAAUAUGCAUCACGGAGUACGUGUACUUAUACAAUCUGAUCCUACUAUAACUUUGUAUCUGCGUCUCCUUUCUGUUCAGUCUUUUCUGACACCUUGUCAGCAUACCCAUUUGAUUCCAUCUCUAUCGCCGACUUUAUCUCAUUGCUUGAGCCAUUUUCGUUCAUGUAUGCGUCAUUCACGUAAACGUCUUUUUCGUUUUCCUCCGAAACUUUCCUGCAGAGAAAUAGUGUAAAAUUUCAUGAGAAAUUGUUUCAUAUAUAUAAAAAAUUAUGUAUAUUAUUUUUAAGGUUGUGGGUCUGUUAUGGCAGUCGGCAAUUUCCGUGUGGAUACGUAUUCUUCUCCUUAGGCGACCCGACAUUCUCCGGACGUGAAUUAGCUCGACAGUACAUGGCUGUCCGUAAAAUACCGGAGAAUGACAAAAUCGCCUACGGAGAAUGAGUAAUUACGUCCACUACCUUAACAGUAACAUGAAUACAAAGAUAUUAAAAGUGUGGCUGUGUAAUCAGCGUUUAUAGUGUUUAGAUAAAGUUAUAUAUUUUCUGUAAAACUAAAAUAUAACAUGUCACAAUACCAUUGCAAUUUUAUGUCUUUACCACAAUUUAUAUCUUUACCCAUUUUGCAUUCCAUGACCUAAAUAUAAAAUUAUGAAAAAAUACAAAUAAAAAAAAAUGAUCUAGAUACCUGACCUAUCCAUCCUAUGUAGUUGUGACAAUAUAUUUUGAUCUUACAAAAAAUAUAAUGUAUUAGGUGUACAAUUGAAUUCAGUUAAUUUAUGUUUUAGUUUAAAUGUCGUGUAACGAACAGUAGACCUGUAUUUUGUUAGAUAAAUGUAUUAAAACCAGAUUUCUAAUUUCCA
Messenger RNA from Mercenaria mercenaria, 4076 nucleotides. Its product is annotated as glucose dehydrogenase [FAD, quinone]-like. The record is from RefSeq and is a predicted model, not a curated record. Lineage: Eukaryota; Metazoa; Mollusca; Bivalvia; Venerida; Veneridae. Bases 409 to 2280 code for a protein of 623 amino acids. The transcript is spliced from 12 exons. Gene Ontology annotation, molecular function: oxidoreductase activity, acting on CH-OH group of donors; flavin adenine dinucleotide binding.